GACAGCAUCGGGCGCAGAUUACAGUAGACAGACACGCAGCGAGAGCAUCUCAUCUCGCCCGUCGAGAGCGAGAGAGCGAGCAGACCGACAAACGCAGACGCAGGCAGGGAGACGGGCAUCGGCGCUUGCAACGAUGGCGUGCGCAGCGAGCUCUGUAUCGGUGGUGGGAGCGUCGGCAUUGGGGAGCGCAGCGGCGGCGCCUAGCGUUCGUGCCGAGAGGCGGGGCUCGGCCGCGGUCGCGAGCGUGAGCUUGGGGAAUGGAUUGGUGUUCCGGAACGCUUCGGCGGGCGCGCUGGCCUCGCGCCAGAACAAUGAGCUGAGCGGCGCUGUGGCGCCAGCGCUGGCCUCGCGCCCCAGGCGCGCACCCGGCGCCGGGCGGGUGGUGGCGCAGCUGGCGCAGAAGGCUGAGUACAUCUGGAUGGACGGGCAGGAGGGCUCCAAGGGCAUCAAGUUCAACGAGAUGCGCUCGAAGACGAAGGUCAUCCCCAAGCCGCUGCCCGCCGGAUCCAUCGACUUCCCCGAGUGGUCGUUCGACGGCUCCAGCACUGGCCAGGCGCAGGGCAACAAUUCCGACUGCAUCCUGAAGCCCGUGUUCUCGUGCCCCGACCCCAUCCGCGGUGACCACCAUGUGCUCGUGCUGUGCGAGGUGCUGACGCCCGAUAGCAAGCCCCACCGCACCAACACGAGGCGCCUGAUCGAGGACAUUCUGUCGGAGGACGUGCUGGCGCAGGAGACGCUGUUCGGGUUCGAGCAGGAGUACACCAUGUUCGGCAAGAACGGACACCCCUACGGCUGGCCCGACGCUGGCUACCCUGCGCCGCAGGGCCCCUUCUACUGCGGAGUUGGGCUCGAGGCCGUCUACGGGCGACCGCUGGUCGAGGCGCAUCUGGACGCCUGCGUCAAGGCCGGGCUCAAAAUCAGCGGAAUCAAUGCCGAGGUCAUGCCCGGGCAAUGGGAGUUCCAGAUCGGGCCGGCUGGUCCUCUCGAGACGGGCGACCACGUGAUGAUCGCGCGGUGGCUGCUGCACCGCCUUGGCGAGGACUUCGGCAUCAUCAGCACCUUCGAGCCCAAGCCCAUGCAGGGCGACUGGAACGGCGCCGGCGCGCACACCAACUACUCGACCAAGGCCAUGCGCGAGGAGGGCGGCAUGAGCGCCAUCAAGGCCGCCAUCGAGAAGCUGUCGAAGAAGCACAAGGAGCACAUCGCCCAGUACGGGCUCGGCAACGAGAGACGCCUCACCGGCAAGCACGAGACCGCCAACAUCGACACCUUCAAGUCCGGCGUCGCCGACCGUGGUGCCUCGAUCCGCAUUCCCCUGCCCGUGUCCCUGGCCAACAAGGGCUACCUCGAGGACCGCAGGCCCGCCGCCAAUGUGGACCCGUACGUGGUUUGCCGCAUGCUGAUCCAGACCACGCUCAAGGAUUAAGCCGGUCAGCCCCGCUCUUUUGCCCUCGGAGAUGGGUGCUCGGAUUCGAUCGUCUGUCGCUGGGGGAGAGGCAAAAUCUCGCUCGCUCGCUCGCACUGAAGGUAUGGUAGUCUCCUCGAAUCCUAGAGUCUUUCAACCGCUAAAUUCUGAACUCCUAUGGUGCGUCAGUGUAGAAAUUUUCGUGCAACCUUCGAAUUGAAGUGCUGAGGAACAAGAGAGUCGAGGAGAAGAUCAUCUGUGCGAGGGGACAGACCAGCCAUCAGUGUACUGCGAUGAUUGACGGUUGCGCAAGUACUGUUUUGUACUCUCGAAACGCCGCAUUCAUGUCUGUCUGCUCAUGGAUAUGAAAUUCAAAAACCCAUGAUGAUUCUAAUAAAAUCAUGAAGAAAGUCAAAUUUGU
Molecule: messenger RNA, 1826 nt
Organism: Marchantia polymorpha subsp. ruderalis
Lineage: Eukaryota; Viridiplantae; Streptophyta; Marchantiopsida; Marchantiales; Marchantiaceae
Source: the annotation of a GenBank genome assembly